AUGGUUAAGAGUUUAAGAAAAGAAACUCCUGGUCAUGAUAAGCGCAUAAAACAGAAAAAAGAUCUAGCCUUUAAGGAGUCACAAAGAGGAGCAUUGGAUAGAUUUGUUGUUAAGCUUCCACCUACAAUAGUUCCAAAUCUAACUGAAAAUGAAAAUGUUGUUCCCAAUUUGGACCGUGAUGAAAUAGGAAAUGAUUUGGAACUCACUCAGAAUGUUCAUGAAGAAGUUCCUAACAUAGUUGUUAACGAAAAUGAAAAUGUUUCUGAUAGGGAAGAUAUAUGUAGAGAUGAUAUUGAAUUGGAAAAAGGACCUCUUAGAGACCCAAAUAUAAAGAAAGGUCCCAAGGAUAAACGAUCAAGAUACUUCUCUUCAACUUUUUUUACAAGAAUUUUACCUAAUGGUGAAGAAUAUGACAGAAAAUGGCUUGUGUAUUCAAAAGAACUAGAUAAAGUAUUUUUCUUCUGUUGUAAGCUGUUUAAAAAUAGUUCUCGGAUAUGUGGUUUAUCAAAUGAGGGGUAUAAUGACUGGGGUCAUCUUAGUCAAAUGGUUAGUAAGCAUGAAAAUAGUACAGAACACAAUGUUAAAAUGAAAGUUUGGCUUGAACUGCGUGAUAGACUAAAGAUAAAUGAUACAAUUGAUAAGCACCUUCAACGUCAGAUUAAUGAAGAUAGGGAACACUGGAAGCAAGUAUUGAAGAGAAUUAUUUCUGUUGUGAAAUAUCUUAGCAUACAUAACUUGGCUUUUCGUGGAACAAAUGAGAAAGUGUAUGAAAUUAGUAAUGGAAAUUUUUUAGGUUUGAUUGAAAUGAUUGCCGAGUGGGAUCCGGUAAUGAAAGAACAUAUGAGAAGAAUUAAAAAUAAUGAAAUUCAUUACAAUUAUCUUAGUUCUAAGAUCCAAAAUGAGUUGAUUGAUUUGCUAGCUUCUAAAAUCAAAAGUGCCAUCAUUCAGAAAAUUAAGGCUGCCAAGUAUUUUUCUAUAUUGCUUGAUUGUACUCCGGAUGCGAGCCACCAAGAGAAAAUGUCUUUGAUUAUUCGGUGUGUAGAUACUAGUGAAAGUCCAAUAAAAAUUCAAGAAUACUUCAUGGGAUUCUUAAAAGUAGUUGACACAACUGCACAAGGACUAUUUGAUGUACUGAAAAGUGUUUUGAAAGAUCUCGAUCUUGACAUUAACAACAUUCGUGGUCAAGGAUAUGAUAAUGGGGCUAAUAUGAGUGGGUGCAAAAAUGGUGUACAAAAGAAGUUGUUGGCUGUGAAUCCAAGAGCAAUGUAUACACCUUGUGGGGCUCAUUGUUUAAAUUUAACACUUCUUGAUAUGGCACGUUCUUGUAAGGGAGCUACAGAUUUUUUUGAAACAUUAAAUCAGAUUUACAAGAUUUUUUCUGCAUCUACAAAACGGUGGGAUAUUUUCAAAGAAUAUGUGAAAGGUUAUACCGUCAAACCAUUGUCGGAUACUAGAUGGGAAAGUCACAUUGAAAGUGUGAAGGCAGUUAGGUUUCAAGUUUUUGAUAUAAGAAAAGCUUUGCUUAAAGUAGGAGAUAAUGGUGAUGAUAAGGAUACUGCAGCUAAGUUUAAAGCGAAAAACUUAGCAAAACAUAGUGUUGGAAAUUUUGAGUUUUUAUUAAGCAUGGUGAUUUGGUAUGAUUUGUUAAAUGCUGUAAACUUGGUUAGUAAAUCAUUGCAGUUUAAGGAUAUGCUUAUCGACGAUGCUAUGCGUCAAGUGAAAGGACUUCUAAAAUAUUUUCAAAACUAUAGAGAUAAGGAAUUUGGGAAGGCCUUAACCACUGCCAAAGAUAUUGCUAAUCAAUUGGGAGUUGAAGCUUAUUUUCAUGUGGGUCGUAUAAUUCAUAGAACACAAUUUUUUGAUGAGAUUGGAAAUUGUGAGGAAACAGUCCAAUCAGCUGAAGAAUCUUUUCGAACUAAGUUCUUCUUGCAGAUUGUUGAUCAAGCUAUUAGUUCACUUGAAAGACGGUUUGAGCAAUAUAAAGCAUGUGACGACAUAUUUGGUUUUUUGUUUAGUUCAGAUACUUUAAACUCAAUGGAUGAUGAUCAGUUGAAAGCUCGUUGUGAUAAUCUUGAAGCUGCUCUAAGACACGAGGAAGUGUCGGAUAUUGAUGCAAACGAUUUGUUUGGCGAGUUGAAAGUUUUACGUGAACUAUUACCAAUGGAAAUAACCACAGCAGUUGGUAUAUUUAAUUUCAUAAAACGUCAAUAUAGCUUUCCGAUUACAUCUAUUGCAUAUAGAGUACUCUUAACAAUUCCAGUUACAGUGGCAUCGGCAGAAAGAAGCUUUUCAAAAUUAAACAUCCUGAAAUCGUUUUUGCGUACUACCAUGGCCCAAGAAAGACUCAAUGGGAUGGCAAUGAUAUCGAUUGAGCAUAGUUUUGUUGACGAUGUUGAUAUUGAUUCAUUAAUCGAUGAUUUUGCAGCGGUGAAUUCAAGACGGCUAAAUUUCCGCUGA
This is a messenger RNA of Papaver somniferum (opium poppy), 2457 nucleotides long. RefSeq names its product zinc finger MYM-type protein 1-like. NCBI's taxonomy places the organism in Eukaryota, Viridiplantae, Streptophyta, Magnoliopsida, Ranunculales, Papaveraceae. The transcript has 2 exons. The record is from RefSeq and is a predicted model, not a curated record. The coding region runs from base 1 to 2457 and encodes 818 amino acids. Gene Ontology annotation, molecular function: protein dimerization activity.